Molecule: messenger RNA, 476 nt
Organism: Cornus florida
Lineage: Eukaryota; Viridiplantae; Streptophyta; Magnoliopsida; Cornales; Cornaceae
Product: aquaporin PIP1-3-like
Exons: 2
Coding region: 33-290 (85 amino acids)
Biological process (GO): transmembrane transport; response to water deprivation
Cellular component (GO): vacuole; plasma membrane; plasmodesma
Molecular function (GO): water channel activity
Source: RefSeq, a predicted model, not a curated record
UGUUAACAUUUUAUGUUUUCAAUUUUCUCAUUAUGUAUUGUGUUGUAUUGCAGAUUUUGGCUCCUCUUCCCAUUGGGUUUGCCGUGUUCUUGGUUCAUUUGGCCACCAUCCCCAUCACGGGAACAGGCAUAAAUCCAGCAAGGAGCCUCGGUGCCGCCAUCAUCUACAACAGAGACCGUGCAUGGGAUGACCACUGGAUCUUCUGGGUAGGACCCUUCAUUGGAGCUGCUCUUGCUGCUUUGUAUCACCAAUUAGUCAUCAGAGCCAUUCCUUUCAAGACCGGGGCCUAGUUUUUGUAAUUCGAGUUUUGUGCCAUGUCUCGCAUCCACAUGACUUCAACAUUUUCUUUCCGUCUCUUCUUCACGUGGAUUUAAUGUUUAAGUGUUAAUUAUGUGUGUAAAUUAUCAGGAACUGCUGUAUUAUGUUCUUACCAAUGAGCUUAGAAAUGCAUGCAUUCUUUUAUCCUUUUUUGCGCA